UUGGCCCAAAAUGGCCGCGCCGGUGUGCGGCGGGUGGUUUUGGCUGAGCGUCCUGGCCGGGAGCCGAGAGCUGCUGUGCGCCUGGCGCGCCCUGCACACUUCCUCGGCCUGCGCCAAGAACCGGGCGGCCCGAGUGCGCGUGGGCAAGGGGGACAAACCAGUGACCUACGAGGAGGCGCACGCCCCGCACUACAUCGCCCACCGCAAGGGCUGGCUGUCGCUGCAUACAGGUAACCUGGAUGGGGAGGACCAUGCUGCGGCGCGAACAGUGGAGGAUGUCUUCCUUCGCAAGUUCAUGCUGGGAACCUUCCCAGGCUGCCUGGCUGACCAGCUGAUCCUAAAGCGCCGGGCUAACCAGGUGGAGAUCUGUGCCCUGGUGCUGAGGCACCUGCCUCCCCACAAGUUCUACUUCCUCGUGGGCUACAGUGAAACUCUGCUGUCCCACUUUUACAAGUGUCCUGUACGUCUGCAUCUCCAAACUGUGCCCUCAAAGGUGGUGUAUAAGUACAUCUAGGACGAUCCCCUGUUUAGUUUCAAGCUCUAGCCUACAAAGGACAGAAAUGUGUGGGAAAGGAAUGAAGUAGAACAUGGAGAAAUACAGCGCAUCAGUACGAGGCAUCAUUUCCAAAGCUGCUGUUGAAUAAAUCUCUCUCUGUUGUCUUGCCUCUCAGUCUGUCUCUACUGUUUGGGUAAGUGAACUAGAGCAGGGUUUUUCGAGAGGCCCCAGGGCUCCCGGGAAAGCUGUCAGUUGUCUGAAAUUUAGGUAGUUGCUGUGGUUCAUUGAGUACUGUGUUGGGUACUUUAAAGUCCUUUAUAUUCUGUAGAUGGAAAGACUCAUUUUGGUGACUAUAAGGUAGCCAGAGUUAAUAUUUUAAAAACAAGACAAUAAGGACAUGUAUCAAAUAGACCAUGAUGCUUUCUUAUAACUUUAGAGAGAACUACUGUUAACAGUUUAUUGUGUUUUAUUUCCACAUAUACCUCUUUUCAGAAAUACUUUAAUGCAUAUUCAUCUGUUCAUUACAUAAACUUUUAAUGAGCUCCUGCAGUAUGCCAAGCACUCUUAAGUGCUUGGGAUUGAUUAAUGAGCAAAACACUCCAGAUCCUUAGUGACAGUUAUGUUUUAGUGAAGGGGGACAAGGGAGGGUUAGGCUUUAUUAAAGACUCCAAGGAGGUGAAGAGGGUAGAUAUGCAGGU
Messenger RNA from Trichechus manatus latirostris (Florida manatee), 1194 nucleotides. RefSeq names its product mitochondrial ribosomal protein S24 (gene MRPS24). The transcript has 4 exons. Gene Ontology annotation, cellular component: mitochondrion. Gene Ontology annotation, biological process: translation. Lineage: Eukaryota; Metazoa; Chordata; Mammalia; Sirenia; Trichechidae. Bases 11 to 514 code for a protein of 167 amino acids. The record is from RefSeq and is a predicted model, not a curated record.